AUUGAUGACUGACCAGUCUAUUACUUAACACAUGUAGAAGUCUGAUUAAAGUUUUAUUUAUAAUAUAAAUGUGGUCUAACAAAGUAUGGUCUAAUGCAUUUUGUUACAUUUAAAAAGUAAUAAUAAUAAUUUUCAUUAGAAAUGAAUUUGGCUGAUGAAACACAUCAAAGAAAUUUGAAAGACUUUUUGUUGCUGUAUAACAAACUGACUGAGCAAUGUUUCAAUCACUGUGUUGGAAAUUUUAACAACAAGAAGAUAUCUGGAAAAGAGUAUGAGUGUAUUGAUGUCUGCACAGACCGAUACGUGGGCUUCAACCAAAGAAUCAUGCACAACUUUGUAGAAUACCAAGGUCUCCGCCAGGAAGCUGCUGUGAAGGAGGCGGAGAGAAAAGCAGCAGAGGCAGCAAACAGCCAAUGAGCUGUCUAGUAGUGGUGUGUUAGGACAUGAAAGAAGUGAUUUUGAUUGGAGAGAAAAACAGAAGAGGCAGUAAACAGCCAAUGGCUGUCUAGUACUGUUAAAUCAUGAAACAAGUGAUUGUGCUUGUACAGUUUGAAUGUAAAACAAGUACAUGUCUAUGGCUGUCUGUAUUUGGAAGAUACCUGCUGUCAUGAUGAAAAUGGUGUUUGUGGUUUAAAUAUAUACCUACAGUAUAAUUAAAAUGGUACACCAGCUUAAUUAACA
Messenger RNA from Gigantopelta aegis, 681 nucleotides. RefSeq names its product mitochondrial import inner membrane translocase subunit Tim9-like. NCBI's taxonomy places the organism in Eukaryota, Metazoa, Mollusca, Gastropoda, Neomphalida, Peltospiridae. The transcript has 3 exons. Gene Ontology annotation, cellular component: mitochondrial intermembrane space chaperone complex. Bases 142 to 417 code for a protein of 91 amino acids. The record is from RefSeq and is a predicted model, not a curated record.